AUGAAUUCAGCCAACCAUUCUCAGGUGACAGGUUUUGUAUUUCUGGGGCUCUCUCAGAUAUGGGAGCUCCGGUUCCUCUUCUUCAUUGUCUUCUCUGCAGUUUAUCUUAUGACCAUAACUGGAAAUCUACUCAUUGUGACGCUAAUAACAUCUGACACACGCCUGCACACAACCAUGUACUUUCUCUUAUGCAAUCUUUCUUUCCUGGACUUUUGCUAUUCAUCUGUCACAGGACCCAGGAUGUUGGUUGACCUGCUCUCACACAACCCUACCAUUUCUUUCGGUGGGUGCCUGACUCAGCUCUUCUUUUUUCACUUCAUUGGUGGCAUCAAGAUCUUCCUGCUGACUGUCAUGGCAUAUGACCGCUAUAUCGCCAUUUCCCAGCCCCUGCGCUACACACUUAUUAUGAACCAUACUGUGUGUGGGCUCCUUAUGGCAGCUUCUUGGGUCGGGGGUUUCAUCCACUCCAUUGUACAGGUCGGGCUGACUAUCCAGCUGCCAUUCUGUGGGCCUAACAAACUGGACAACUUUUAUUGUGAUGUGCCUCAGCUGAUUAAAUUGGCCUGCACAGAUACCUUUGUUUUAGAACUUCUGAUGGUGUCUAACAAUGGGCUGGUGACUCUGGCGUGUUUUUUGGUGCUGCUGGUGUCUUACACAGUACUACUAGUCAUGCUCAGAAGUCACUCACAGGAAGGCCGCAGCAAGGCUCUGUCCACAUGUGCCUCCCACAUUGCUGUGGUAACCUUAAUAUUUGUGCCUUGCAUUUAUAUCUAUGCAAGACCGUUUCGGACUUUUCCAAUGGAUAAGGCUGUUUCUGUGCUGUACACAAUGGUGACCCCGAUGCUGAAUCCUGCCAUUUAUACUCUGAGAAACAAGGAAGUAAUUGUAGCCAUGAAGAAGCUGAGGAAGAGAAAAAACUGCCUUCUUGGUCACUCAGAACACUGA
Messenger RNA from Echinops telfairi (small Madagascar hedgehog), 945 nucleotides. Its product is annotated as olfactory receptor 4D5. The coding region runs from base 1 to 945 and encodes 314 amino acids. NCBI's taxonomy places the organism in Eukaryota, Metazoa, Chordata, Mammalia, Afrosoricida, Tenrecidae. The transcript has a single exon. Gene Ontology annotation, molecular function: G protein-coupled receptor activity; olfactory receptor activity. Gene Ontology annotation, biological process: G protein-coupled receptor signaling pathway. The record is from RefSeq and is a predicted model, not a curated record. Gene Ontology annotation, cellular component: membrane.